Helianthus annuus (common sunflower) is the source of this 2589-nucleotide messenger RNA. Its product is annotated as pyrophosphate-energized vacuolar membrane proton pump. The transcript is spliced from 8 exons. The record is from RefSeq and is a predicted model, not a curated record. Lineage: Eukaryota; Viridiplantae; Streptophyta; Magnoliopsida; Asterales; Asteraceae. The coding region runs from base 123 to 2411 and encodes 762 amino acids. Gene Ontology annotation, cellular component: membrane. Gene Ontology annotation, molecular function: diphosphate hydrolysis-driven proton transmembrane transporter activity; inorganic diphosphate phosphatase activity. Gene Ontology annotation, biological process: proton transmembrane transport.
UAUACACACAUCCUAUAAAUAUAUAUCAUCACCCCAACCUGAAACUUUUCAUUGCCACACAAAACACACCCCAACAAUUUAAACCCUCUCUCACUCUUCACUUCCCCUCUUUCUCCUCCGCCAUGGUUACGUCCACAAUUCUCUCAGAUCUCGGCACCGAAAUCCUAAUUCCGGCAUGUGCACUCGUCGGAAUCGUCUUCUCUCUCCUCCAGUGGUUCCUCGUCUCCAAAGUCUCCCUCUCGCUCGAUAAACCGGACGCUAAACACGCCUUCACCGAGUCCUUGAUCGAGGAAGAAGAAGGUGUUAAUGAUCAUAACGUUGUUCAGAAAUGUGCCGAGAUUCAGAACGCUAUUUCCGAAGGAGCAACAUCUUUCCUAUUUACCGAAUACCAAUAUGUCGGUAUCUUCAUGAUCGCUUUCGCGGUAUUAAUCUUCGUCUUCUUGGGAUCCGUCGAGGGAUUCAGUACCAGUUACCAGCAAUGCACAUACGACACCACCAAAAUGUGCAAACCUGCCCUAUUCACCGCAGUCUUCAGCACCGUAUCAUUCAUCCUCGGGGCCAUAACUUCCGUUAUAUCUGGUUUUCUCGGGAUGAAAAUCGCCACAUACGCAAAUGCCAGAACUACCCUUGAGGCAAGAAAAGGUGUCGGAAAGGCGUUUAUUGUUGCGUUUCGUUCCGGAGCUGUUAUGGGAUUCUUGUUGGCUGCUAAUGGUCUUCUUGUGUUGUAUAUUACUAUUAAUGUUUUUAAGAUUUAUUAUGGUGAUGAUUGGGAAGGGCUUUUUGAAGCGAUAACGGGUUAUGGGCUCGGUGGAUCUUCGAUGGCGCUUUUUGGUAGAGUUGGUGGUGGUAUUUAUACGAAAGCCGCUGAUGUUGGUGCUGAUCUUGUUGGUAAGGUUGAGCGGAACAUUCCUGAAGAUGAUCCCAGAAAUCCAGCGGUGAUUGCUGACAAUGUUGGUGACAACGUCGGUGAUAUUGCAGGUAUGGGAUCCGAUCUAUUCGGCUCAUACGCGGAGUCAUCAUGUGCAGCCCUUGUUGUUGCAUCAAUUUCUUCAUUCGGAAACAACCACGAUUUCACAGCAAUGAUGUAUCCUCUCCUCAUCAGCUCAGUGGGCAUCCUUGUUUGUUUGAUCACCACCUUGUUCGCUACCGACAUUUUUGAAGUCAAAACUGUAAAGGAAAUCGAGCCCUCUUUAAAAAACCAACUUAUUAUUUCUACUGUUUUGAUGACGAUUGGUAUCGCACUCGUUAGUUGGAUUGCGCUUCCUUAUUCUUUCACCAUCUUCAAUUUUGGUGUUCAGAAAGAAGUUAAGAACUGGCAAUUGUUCUUAUGUGUUGGUGUUGGUUUAUGGGCUGGCCUUAUAAUAGGAUUUGUAACGGAGUACUACACUAGCAACGCUUACAGCCCUGUGAAAGAUGUUGCUGAUUCUUGCCGUACUGGAGCUGCUACAAACGUCAUUUUUGGCCUUGCAUUGGGAUAUAAAUCAGUUAUUAUCCCUAUUUUUGCAAUAGCAAUCAGUAUUUUUGUUAGUUUUAGCUUUGCUGCGAUGUAUGGUAUUGCUGUAGCCGCGCUCGGAAUGCUGAGCACCAUAGCUACCGGUCUGGCCAUUGAUGCAUACGGUCCCAUCAGUGACAACGCUGGCGGCAUAGCUGAAAUGGCGGGGAUGAGUCACCGGAUUCGUGAAAGAACUGAUGCCCUUGAUGCUGCUGGAAACACCACUGCUGCUAUCGGAAAGGGUUUUGCUAUAGGGUCUGCAGCCCUAGUAUCCCUGGCUCUAUUCGGCGCAUUCGUGAGCCGGGCCGAAAUCACAACCGUAGACGUAUUAACCCCCAAAGUCUUCAUCGGUUUACUCGUGGGCGCCAUGCUUCCAUACUGGUUCUCAGCCAUGACAAUGAAGAGUGUCGGUAAAGCGGCUCUUAGCAUGGUCGAAGAAGUACGAAGGCAAUUCAACACCAUUCCGGGCCUCAUGGAAGGUACAGCUAAGCCCGAUUACGCCACAUGUGUCAAGAUCUCCACCGAUGCAUCCAUUAAAGAGAUGAUCCCGCCUGGCGCACUUGUCAUGCUUACUCCUCUCAUUGUCGGGAUCUUCUUUGGUGUUGAGACGCUUUCGGGUGUUCUUGCUGGAUCUCUUGUGUCGGGUGUACAGAUUGCUAUUUCCGCAUCGAACACUGGUGGUGCUUGGGAUAAUGCGAAGAAAUACAUCGAGGCUGGUGCAUCUGAGCAUGCAAGGACACUUGGUCCGAAAGGGUCAGACGCGCACAAGGCAGCCGUGAUUGGUGACACUGUUGGGGACCCUCUAAAGGACACAUCGGGCCCGUCUCUAAACAUCCUCAUCAAGCUCAUGGCUGUCGAAUCGCUCGUGUUUGCUCCAUUUUUUGCCACCCAUGGAGGCCUUCUAUUCAAGAUCUUCUAGAUUUCAUCACAAAGGAAGGUAUAAUUCAACUUUACUGCUUUUCUAGAUCUUUGGAGCCAUUGAACACCUGUUGGUCCUUUAUGUUUCUCUAAAUCUGUACUAUUUAAAGGUUUAUGAGAAAUUAGAAAAUUUUUGACAUGGGUUGAUGAGUGAUGAAUCAUUUAUGGUUUCCUUCUUU